AUGUCACAUCAUCAUAGAACAUUAAUAGACUCAUCUUCGUCAUCAUCUUCUACUGCUUCUGCUAUUGGAAGUUUGCCUUCUUUAUCAACACUGUUGAGAAAUUCGCAAACUUGUCACAACAACAAUCCCAUUGAUAAUAAUAGCAACAUUAUUAAAGAUGGAAUCCGUUUGCCAUCGAUAAAAUGCAUAGAUGAUAUUGAUGAUAUCAAUUACAAUAUCCACAAUAAUAAUCAUUUACAACGAUCCCCUCCACUUCAAUUCCAAAAUUCUCCACAAAUAAAAUCAAAAAAAAUAAAAAAUUUGGAAUUACCAAUUUCAGAUCCUCAUACACAUCCUCCACAUCCUCUUCCUCCUUCUGAUUGGCCAUCAACCAAUCAAAAUAAACCUUAUCGACGACAUUCCUCAUCGCAAUCAGCUAAUAGCAGCUGUAGCAGCAUUAAUGGUAAUAAUGGAUUUGCAGAUGGUAUUUCACAUCAUUCCAAUGAUAUUAAUGAAUAUCAUCAAAACUCGGAUAUAAAAAUAUCGUCAACUUCAUCGACACAACCAACACAACAACAAAAAAUGAUUCCUGUGACGGAACAUUGUCACUUUAUUGGCCAACAUGCAAGCCUAUUUGUGGAAUUCUGUCGAAAUAAAAAAUUCCACGAUGAUGGGCCUGGUACUAUCGCUGAUGGCGAUAAAAAAAACGUAAAACUUGAACAAUUUUCUUGGACGACAUCAUCGCCAACGACAGCAACUUCGACCGUUUCUAACGAUAUUCCGCCGAACAGCGAACAGCAGCUGGUCGAGAUGGUGAAUAAGACAUAUGAUGUGCUGAAUAUCCUAAAUAAAGUCAAGCACUAUCUACAAAAACCGAUUAUAUCGUCCGAUCAGGAGACGAUAAACAUGAUCAGGAAAAAAAGAACCACAACCGGUUCUUCUGCGGCACGUACAAAAUAUCGAAAAAGAAAUAAACGUGCUGCUCCUCCUGGUAGAUGUCAUUCGUGCAAUAUCUCCGAAACGCCGGAAUGGCGUAGGGGUCCUGAUGGAGCAAGAACUUUGUUAACUAAUCAUCACAUUUAUGUUGGUGAUAACAAUAAUAACAACAUACAAUAUCACAGUCCACCUAUACCCCCUCAUCAACUUCCUCGGCCACAUUCUUUAUCACCACCACCCCCUCAUUCAUAUAUGUAG
This is a messenger RNA of Entrophospora candida, 1173 nucleotides long. The record is from the annotation of a GenBank genome assembly. Lineage: Eukaryota; Fungi; Glomeromycota; Glomeromycetes; Entrophosporales; Entrophosporaceae.